Protopterus annectens (West African lungfish) is the source of this 2180-nucleotide messenger RNA. Its product is annotated as zinc finger protein 430-like. The coding region runs from base 138 to 2180 and encodes 680 amino acids. The transcript is spliced from 6 exons. Lineage: Eukaryota; Metazoa; Chordata; Ceratodontiformes; Protopteridae. The record is from RefSeq and is a predicted model, not a curated record. Gene Ontology annotation, biological process: regulation of DNA-templated transcription.
CAGGAAGUGAGUAACUUAAAGUUGUUCAAGGAAUAAUUCUUUUUUUGUGUGUGUAGAAAAGGAGUGUUUUAGAAUUUAUCUGGUUCUUAGACCUUACAAGCAGUCGUUGUUUGACUUUCUGAACAAGGCGGUUCAUCAUGAAGUUGGAGGUACCCGAAACCUUUGAAGAUGUUGCUGUUGAGUUUUCAGGAGAGGAGUGGGAAAUGCUGAGUAAACCAGAGAAAGAGCUACACAAGGAGGUGAUGGUGCAGAACUAUGAGAACAUGAUUUCUGUAGGGUAUGACAUCCCAGUGGACCAUCUUUGGUUAUAUGUUAAGAACUUUGAGACAGUUUCACCUUGUGACACCAAAGGAGGAAUGAUGGUGCAGCAAAUACUGGAUGCUGGUACCAGAACCAGCAAUAAAUUAACAGCAGAUAAAGUCGUGACCAUAAAAACCCAGGGUAGUAAAGGAAACGAUAUAACAGAAUUAAACAGGAUAUAUUACUGUGCAGAUAAAUUAACAGCAGAUAAAGUCGUGACCAUAAAAACCCAGGGUAGUACAGGAAACGAUAUAACUGAAUUAAACAGGAUAUAUUACUGUGCAGAUAAAUUAACAGCAGAUAAAGUCGUGACCAUAAAAACCCAGGGUAGUACAGGAAACGAUAUAACAGAAUUAAACAGGAUAUAUUACUGUGCAGAUAAAUUAACAGCAGAUAAAGUCGUGACCAUAAAAACCCAGGGUAGUAAAGGAAACGAUAUAACAGAAUUAAACAGGAUAUAUUACUGUACAGAUAAAUUAACAGCAGAUAAAGUCGUGACCAUAAAAACCCAGGGUAGUAAAGGAAACGAUAUAACAGAAUUAAACAGGAUAUAUUACUGUACAGAUAAAUUAACAGCAGAUAAAGUCGUGACCAUAAAAACCCAGAGUACUAAAGGAAACAAUAUAACAGAAUUAAACAGGAUAUAUUACUGUGCAGAUAAAUUAACAGCAGAUAAAGUCGUGACCAUAAAAACCCAGGGUAGUAAAGGAAACGAUAUAACAGAAUUAAACAGGAUAUAUUACUGUGCAGAUAAAUUAACAGCAGAUAAAGUCGUGACCAUAAAAACCCAGGGUAGUACAGGAAACGAUAUAACAGAAUUAAACAGGAUAUAUUACUGUGCAGAUAAAUUAACAGCAGAUAAAGUCGUGACCAUAAAAACCCAGGGUAGUACAGGAAACGAUAUAACAGAAUUAAACAGGAUAUAUUACUGUGCAGAUAAAUUAACAGCAGAUAAAGUCAUGACCAUAAAAACCCAGGGUAGUACAGGAAACGAUAUAACAGAAUUAAACAGGAUAUAUUACUGUGCAGAUAAAUUAACAGCAGAUAAAGUCGUGACCAUAAAAACCCAGGAUAGUAAAGGAAACGAUAUAACAGAAUUAAACAGGAUAUAUUACUGUGCAGAUAAAUUAACAGCAGAUAAAGUCGUGACCAUAAAAACACAGGGUAGUACAGGAAAGGAUAUAACAGAAUUAAACAGGAUAUAUUACUGUGCAGAUAAAUUAACAGCAGAUAAAGUCGUGACCAUAAAAAACCAGGGUAGUACAGGAAACGAUAUAACAGAAUUAAACAGGAUAUAUUACUGUGCAGAUAAAUUAACAGCAGAUAAAGUCGUGACCAUAAAAACCCAGGGUAGUACAGGAAACGAUAUAACAGAAUUAAACAGGAUAUAUUACUGUGCAGAUAAAUUAACAGCAGAUAAAGUCGUGACCAUAAAAACCCAGGGUAGUAAAGGAAACGAUAUAACAGAAUUAAACAGGAUAUAUUACUGUGCAGAUAAAUUAACAGCAGAUAAAGUCGUGACCAUAAAAACCCAGGGUAGUAAAGGAAACAAUAUAACAGAAUUAAACAGGAUAUAUUACUGUGCAGAUAAAUUAACAGCAGAUAAAGUCGUGACCAUAAAAACCCAGGAUAAAUUAACAGCAGAUAAAGUCGUGACCAUAAAAACCCAGGGUCGUACAGGAAAGGAAGGGGAGAAAAUCAAACGCCAUCAUGGAGUAUCGACUAGAGAAAACUAUAAAGCAGUUAAGACAAGAUAUGUCAAUGCUAGAAGAGCACAGAAGAGGGAACAGACCAACAAAAAUACUCAGAAAGAUAGACAGGAUAGAACCAGCACACAGCAUUAUAACAGAUUAGGAUCAAUUAUGCACUAUCGCAAAUAA